Molecule: messenger RNA, 1653 nt
Organism: Arabidopsis arenosa
Lineage: Eukaryota; Viridiplantae; Streptophyta; Magnoliopsida; Brassicales; Brassicaceae
Source: the annotation of a GenBank genome assembly
CUAUAUUUCGUCUCCUAACAUUAAACCCCUUUGUCCAAAAAAAAAGAAAAAAAAAAAACAUUAAACCCUAUAUCGGAAAGGAAAAGACGAUCACUUGCCUCGAAUUCUUCCUAAUGUUUCAUCCAGAAGAUGAAAUCAUCACCGAGAAAACCAGCUACAUCGAUGAGGAUGGUAAUGUGGCACCAAUGACGGAAGAGAAGGCACUGUAUUUCAGAACCUAUGAAGCUGAAAAGGUUCCAGCAGGUGAAGAACUGGAAAAAUGUGUACUCCCGGAGGAUGACCUUAUUUUACUAGCUAUUGUAGGCAUAAAGGAUCCCUGUAGACCAGGAGUCAAAGAUUCAGUUCAGUUGUGUCAAAAUGCUGGUGUCAAGGUCCGUAUGGUUACUGGUGACAACGUCCAAACUACUAGGGCUAUUGCUUUGGAGUGUGGAAUAUUAACUUCAGAUGCGGAUGCCUCCGAACCCACUCUCAUUGAAGGAAAAUCAUUCCGCGCAAUGACCGAUGCAGAAAGGGACAAGAUUAGUGACAAAAUAUCGGUUAUGGGCCGAUUAUCGCCCAAUGACAAGCUUCUGCUGGUACAAUCUCUGAGAAGACAAGGGCAUGUUGUUGCUGUUACCGGAGAUGGGACAAAUGAUGCUCCUGCAUUGCACGAGGCAGAUAUUGGUCUUGCUAUGGGAAUAGCUGGUACAGAAGUGGCUAAGGAGAGUUCGGACAUCAUCAUCUUGGAUGACAACUUCGCCUCAGUUGUCAAGACCACGUCAGUUGUUCUUCAAAAACUUGUGUCCAUUGUGGACGAGGAUGAAAAACCAGGAAAUGCAGAAGAUCCCGGAAAUGAGACAGUUGCAGAUGCAUCUAAACAACUGGGAUGCAUAUUAUUCUAUGCGUUUACUGGGCAUCAUCCGUAUGGAGAUGAGAAGGUCCGUGGAAACAAUAUUCGACAAAGCUCGAGAGUGAAAGUGAUUACCUCUCUCUUAAAGAAUUGUGAAGCUGCAUGUCUCAUCGCCAAUCUGCUGGAGCGGAAUCAAGGUAGUUGCAGUAUUACUGCUUCCGACGCGGUUCAACAUCCCCUUUUCUGGGAUUCUGACAGGAGACGCAACUUCUUGAGAGACUCCAUUGAGUACAUAAUGAAUCUGGAUGCUUCUGCUCAAGUCAUAAAGGACCUGCAUGCAAGAGUAGGGUGGAAUUAUGCUCUGGUUGGAAUAAACUCCUGGAUGCGGAUCUUGUCAGUCACAUGGUGGCCAUGGGCGGCUAUCGUGAGUGAUGGUGUUGAGCAAUACUUUGCUCUGAAGCUUGAGAGGCUCUUGAUGGAUGUCUACACGGCAAUCUCUAAGAACUGCAAGGGAAACGCUACAUUCAGAGCCUACUUCUUACCUUGAACAUUCAUUUACUUUUUUUUGUUAGUAGGAUAAUAUUGUAAGGCAGGCGCCAAAAUAACUAAUGGUUUCUAUCAAAAUUUUGGUUGAUUUUCAUUCCAGUUUUAAAUCUUCUUAACCCAAUGUUUAAAUAUGUUGAGUUAAGCGACACAGCUUUGGUGUUUGCCAUUACAAAUGUUGCUUAUUUCUCCGUGUGUUCUUUAAAAGAAUUAUAUUUUGUUAAAUCCAGAGGGAUAUCGAUCAGUAUACUCAGCUUGUGCAAUAAAUGUCCAUCGAUGUU